Molecule: messenger RNA, 1152 nt
Organism: Epithele typhae
Lineage: Eukaryota; Fungi; Basidiomycota; Agaricomycetes; Polyporales; Epitheliaceae
Product: retinal short-chain dehydrogenase/reductase
Exons: 10
Coding region: 1-1152 (383 amino acids)
Molecular function (GO): oxidoreductase activity, acting on the CH-OH group of donors, NAD or NADP as acceptor
Source: RefSeq, a predicted model, not a curated record
AUGGAUGCCCCCGAAGAGUCCGUCAACACCGUCCAGAUCUCCGACUUCUGGGACCCGCUCUAUGACUCGUUUGACGUCGAUCUUAUCAUGAAGGUCCUUGCCCACACCCUCUUCAGCCCCUUUUUCACCUUCUUCGUCCCCAUCUUCUACAUCUUCCACGGUGCUGGCUUGACCGACGCCGUCGUCGUCGUUCCCGCUCUCUUCAACCUCUCACUCUGCGCCUUCUGGUUCCUCAAGUGGUACUCUCGCCUGUACCGCAAUCAGGGUAGCCUUCUCUUUGGCCCUCCCCGCCUCGACUGGGGCGACGAGCUCGUGGUCAUCACCGGAGGUUCAUCCGGCAUCGGAGAGCUGGUCGCCAACACCCUCGCCGUUCGUCAUGUUUGUGUCGUCGUCCUGGAUGUGAACCCAAUCAUCACCGAAAACAACAACAUCACGUACUACAAGUGUGAUGUAUCAAAGUGGGAGGACGUAGAGAGGGUAUCCAAGCAGGUCGUUGAGGAGCUCGGCCACCCAACUAUGCUCAUCAACAACGCCGGCGUCGUCCAGGGCAAGCCUAUCCUCGACCUCUCUCCGGAGGAUGUCCAACAAACCUUCUCUGUCAACACGCUCGCUCACUUCUGGACGCUGAAAGCUUUCCUGCCGGAAAUGAUCAAGAACGGCAAGGGCCACAUUGUCAACGUUUCGUCUGUUGCUGGCAUGGUCGGCAUGGCGCGCCUCACCGACUACGGAGCGUCCAAGGCUGCACUCGUUUCCCUUCACGAGUCCCUGCGUUACGAGCUUGACCAUGUCUACAACGCCAGGGGCGUUCGCACGACCCUCCUCAUCACUGGUCACAUCAUGACGCCACUUUUCUCGUCUGUCCGCCAUCCGAAGUCGUUAUUCUACAAGUUUUUCUUCCCUUCCAUGGCCCCUGUGGACGUCGCCAAGAAUAUCAUCGCGGCAUUGGACGAGCAGCACUCGCGGGUGCUUUACAUGCCGUUCUACGCGCACUUUGUGCCGCUGCUGCAUAUAAUGCCGAGCUACAUUCGUGAUCUCGCGCAAUGGCUCACACAGUGCGACUACUCGAUGAAGGAUUUCGUGAAGGUAUCUGGUAGGCGGCCCGAAGAGGGUCCCGCUCCUGUCGUGCCGACGCUGCGGGGUAAGAGUGACUGA